AAAACAUCAUCCGAAAAAACAUCAACCCACAGCUUUUGAACCGCUAAUCUCUCACUUUCUUUCCCCUAUCUCAUUUUCUCCCCAAUCUCCGGCAACAAUCUGCUCCCUCAACCACCGUCUCACGGCGGCGAGACGGUGUUUUCAGCAAUGUCAACAUCCAUAAUCUCCACCGCACUCUCUCUCCCCACAAAAACCCACCUCCAAUCUCAACAACCCCAACAAUUCACCACCCUUAAACCCUCAAUUCCCCUCUCCACUUUCACCCCCAAACCCCUUUCUCUCUCCUCCCGCAAAUUCUCGCCUCUCUCCGCCAUGGCAAUCGAGAAAGAAACCCCGGAAACAGAGGCCCCACCCACAUUCCUCCGUGACGGGUCCACAUCAUCCGAUACUGUCCGAGGAAGGUUCGAGAAGAUGAUUCGAGAAACACAAGAUAGGGUUUGCGAGGCGAUUGAGGCUGCCGACGGUGGUGCGAAGUUUAAGGAGGAUGUUUGGUCGCGACCUGGUGGUGGUGGUGGGAUUAGUAGAGUUUUGCAAGACGGUGCCGUUUUUGAGAAAGCUGGUGUAAAUGUUUCGGUUGUUUAUGGUGUUAUGCCACCUGAUGCUUAUCGCGCUGCUAAAGGUGGUGGUGGGGACCACAAACCUGGUCCAAUCCCUUUCUUUGCUGCUGGUGUUAGCUCGGUUUUGCACCCGAAGAAUCCAUUUGCUCCAACAUUACACUUCAAUUAUCGGUACUUUGAGACUGAGGCUCCUGAAGAUGCUCCUGGAGCACCUCGGCAAUGGUGGUUUGGUGGUGGUACUGACUAUACUCCUGCCUACAUUUUUGAGGAAGAUGUUAAGCACUUCCAUCAGGUCCAAAAAGACGCUUGUGAUAAAUUUGAUCCUAGCUUCUACCCACGUUUCAAGAAAUGGUGUGACGAUUAUUUCUACAUCAAGCACCGAGAUGAGCGAAGAGGGCUCGGUGGAAUCUUCUUUGACGAUCUAAAUGACUAUGACCAAGAGAUGCUUCUUUCUUUCGCCACUGAAUGUGCAAGCUCUGUGAUACCUGCAUAUCUUCCCAUCAUAGAGAAAAGGAAAGAUACACCUUUCACUGAAAAACACAAGGAAUGGCAGCAGUUGAGACGGGGACGUUAUGUAGAGUUUAAUCUGGUUUACGAUAGAGGCACUACAUUUGGACUGAAAACCGGUGGUCGGAUAGAGAGCAUUCUGGUCUCUCUUCCCUUGACUGCUCGCUGGGAAUACGAUCAAAAACCAGAAGAGGGCAGUGAAGAGUGGAAAUUGCUGGAUGCUUGUAUCAACCCUAAAGAAUGGUUAUGAUUUGUGACUCUGCCCUUUUGUAGAACCCACCGGCCCGGCCCGACGACUUUUUUCGACCUCCUCCGCCUCCCCGAGUUCCUUGAGUAGACUGCUUGAAGAUGUAACGAAAAUCCCGAGUUCUUUCUUGUUCAUAAGCUAGUGAUUUACCCCUUUUUAGAGGGUGUGUUCAUCUGUUCAAUUGUAGAUUAAUUAUGUUUUAUCAUCUUGUGCAAUUGUAGAUGUAAUAACCUGCAAAUAAAUGUAAUCUGGUUAUAAAAUGUAAGAACUUCCCGGUUUCCACGCAA
Messenger RNA from Spinacia oleracea (spinach), 1598 nucleotides. RefSeq names its product oxygen-dependent coproporphyrinogen-III oxidase, chloroplastic. Lineage: Eukaryota; Viridiplantae; Streptophyta; Magnoliopsida; Caryophyllales; Amaranthaceae. The record is from RefSeq and is a predicted model, not a curated record. Gene Ontology annotation, molecular function: coproporphyrinogen oxidase activity. Bases 148 to 1314 code for a protein of 388 amino acids. The transcript is spliced from 8 exons. Gene Ontology annotation, cellular component: cytoplasm; chloroplast stroma.